Trichoderma harzianum CBS 226.95 is the source of this 1231-nucleotide messenger RNA. RefSeq lists its product as hypothetical. Bases 61 to 831 code for a protein of 256 amino acids. The record is from RefSeq and is a predicted model, not a curated record. The transcript has a single exon. NCBI's taxonomy places the organism in Eukaryota, Fungi, Ascomycota, Sordariomycetes, Hypocreales, Hypocreaceae.
GAUUGUCUCACAGUGAAUAUAUGGACAACGGCGAAAGACACAACAGAAAAAAGGGCAGUGAUGGUGUGGAUAUACGGUGGAGGCUUCGAAUUUGGAGCCUCUAACAGGCCAUUAUAUUAUGGAACCAAGCUCGCACUGGACGGUGUAGUUCUGGUGAGCUUCAACUAUCGCCUGGGAGUUCUCGGGUUCCUGGCAUUAUCGGAACUUGACGAUGAAGGUAGCGGCUCUACCAACUUUGGCCUUCAGGACCAACUAGCCGCCCUUCGUUGGGUCCGAUAUAAUAUUUCUCAAUUUGGAGGAGACCCUGAUAAUGUUACAAUAUUUGGAGAAUCUGCGGGGGGACAUUCGGUCGGUUUGCUAUUGGCAUCGCCCCUCUCCACUGGGCUAUUUCAUAAGGGUAUUCUGGAGAGUGGCGCGUAUUGGGAAAGCGAUCACGGAUCCCUUACAACUUUCUCUGAAGCUCGCCAGAGAGGUUUAGCCCUGCAGCAAAAACUCAAUGCAUCGUCCAUUGCAGAAUUGCGAUCUCUUCCUGCAGAACAAGUCAACAAUGCGGCGUUAUGGGACCUAAGCACUGACCCCGGGUCCACCGUCUUCGCGCCUAGCAUCGAUCAUUACGUUGUUCCUACAGCACCAAGUGUCGUUUUCGACAACAGAGAUGAACAGCCGGUGCCUGUCCUAGCUGGCUUCAAUGCUCGCGAAGAGGAUUUUUUUCUUGCACAUUCUCUGCCUCACGAGACAUCUGAGGACUACAUAUCGUCUGUAAAAACGUUUUUUUUUGGAAACAGAACAGAUGAGGCACUACAAGUAUAUCCUGGAUCCACCUAUAUCUAGGCCAAUGACUCCGCAAACGCUCUUGCCGGCGAUCUGGUUAUCCGGCAGCAAACUUGGGAAGCUCUUGAUAGGCAUGUGUUAGUAGGGGGCCAGAAAGGAUAUGGCUACUACUUUACAUACAGUUCUCCCUACUCUCCGUUGGCUAUGCAUACCGCAGAAAUGAAUUAUGUCUUUGGUAACAUGGGGCCAAACGAAAGUUUCACCUAUACUCCUCCUCUUUCCCCAGCUGACUCUGGAGACAUGAAGCAUGUCGGAGACGAUACGAUCUUAUUGGACUAACUUCGCCAAAACUGGAGAUCCGAAUGACCCAAAUGGAAGUCUUCCAUAUUGGCCCAGCUAUACCGGCUACGGAAAUUGUUUCGUUGAGCUAGGUAAUCUAAUUCACGCUAUCAAUACUCCC